GUCCUAGGCUUCGGCGUCGGCGCGGUGGCCGCCGGGUUCUUCAUGGGCUGGCAGCAGUCGCGCCUCGACGCGAAAAAGAAUCGAUCCGUCAACCGCCAGGCGCUCGCGGACCUGUCCAUGCUCGACGAGGCCGAGAUCCAGGAGCUCGUGGGCGAGCUCCCGGCGUGGCUCGCGUUUCGCGACGUCGAACGAGCCGGGUGGCUGAACAAGGUCCUCGCCGCGGCGUGGCCGUACCUGGAUCAGGCGACGUCCGACGUCAUCGUCGCGGCGUUGGAUCCGAUCUUGCAGGCGACGCGUCCGUCGUUCCUCACCACGCUGUCGUUCGAGCGGUUCUCGUUCGGGGACAUCCCCGCGCGCAUCGAGGGCGUGAAGGUAUACGAGACCACGGGGGAUGGGUCCGUGGAGAUCGACCUUCAGGUGUUUUGGGCGGGGGACCCGGACGUCGUGUUGGGCGUCCGCGCCGCGCAAGACGCGCUCAGCGUGCCCGUGUCGCUGACCGAGUUCGAGUGCACGUUCACGCUGCGUCUCAUCUUCGCGCCGCUCCUCGGCGUGUUCCCGUGCUUCGGCGCGCUGACGAUCGCGCUCAUGGACGAGCCGCAGCUGGACUUCGACCUGCGCGUCGUCGGCGGCGACGUCACGCUCGUCCCCGGGCUC
This is a messenger RNA of Micromonas pusilla CCMP1545, 654 nucleotides long. RefSeq lists its product as uncharacterized. NCBI's taxonomy places the organism in Eukaryota, Viridiplantae, Chlorophyta, Mamiellophyceae, Mamiellales, Mamiellaceae. Gene Ontology annotation, molecular function: lipid binding. The annotation marks the transcript as partial. Gene Ontology annotation, cellular component: endoplasmic reticulum. The record is from RefSeq and is a predicted model, not a curated record. The transcript is spliced from 2 exons.